CGAUAGAACCUAGACUAGGAGAUGCAAGAUCUUGAUCACUUGUCCUUGUCCCACACGUGUCUGACAUUCUUGAUAAGAGCCAUAGAAGGGGAUACAGCGGAUUCGACGAUGUUGAUCCUCUCAUAAGAACACUCCUCACUGCGCCAUUUUCCUUUGCUAAUUCUUUCGAUCCUCUCUUGCAACAAGUAGUCUGAUGGGUAGUCCAGGAAUUAUUCGGGCGACUCGAACACACCUUCUCAACUUAUAUCGUCGUCAUUCUUGAUCGGGCCUUGCUCGCCAACCUGUCACUACCUAACUCGUCCUAACCAUCUUAUUCCUGUGGGCACCCACUACUACCUACGCAUACCUUAGGCCGAGACCUUGGGAUACCUACCUACUAGACAGCCAACCUAGGUACCUAUCUACUAAGAUUGAAAAGUGAGAGCCAAGCGCCAAGUCAGUACCACUUACGGAUAGAAGCGCGUGUAUUCUCCAUAACAACAGUCGAACGCACAUGAGAUGGCACCGUCGUGGGCAAAUGAUUUACGGCGUCUCAACCGCAACAACUUGACGACUCUACGGACAGCGCCAUGGGCUGAAAUAUCGGGGUCACUGGGCGAUCUGGGCACCUUGCUGCCUCUGAUGAUUGCCUUGGCCACACAAGGAUCAAUUGAUUUGGGAAGUACACUAGUGUUCACAGGCUUGUUCAAUAUCCUCACUGGCGUGUUCUAUGGUAUUCCUUUACCUGUCCAGCCCAUGAAGGUGAGUUUCCGAGCAACAUAUUCGUGUCAAAUCACAUCAAGGCUUACCUCAUGGUUACUGUAUAGGCUAUUGCCUCAGCAGCCAUACAAAAUGGCUCUCCCAUGGGUGUCGUCACGGCUGCAGGCCAAUGGGUUGGCGCUGCCGUACUCAUCAUGAGUGUUACAGGUCUCCUGAAGGGGGUUGUCCGUGUUGUACCACUCCCAGUAGUAAAGGGUAUUCAGUUGGGAGCAGGCCUCUCGUUGAUUCUUGGCGCCGGAUCUUCUCUGCUUCAGCCUCUGCACUGGGGCCGUCCAGCUCUUGACAACCGUGUGUGGGCUUUGAUCGCCUUCCUCGUUCUAAUUGGCACGCAAAAGCUGUCCCGGUUCCCCUAUGCUUUGAUCUUCUUUAUACUCGCCCUUUUAUUCGCCUUUGUACAGGUCGCUAUUUCUCACGAGAGCCUCCCGUGGCUUUAUGGUUGGCACCCUCGCUUUGUCAUGCCGCACUGGGUUGGAAAGGGUGAUUCGCCUGCCCUGUGGAUGGCCAUCGGACAACUGCCUCUGACCACACUCAAUUCUAUCAUCGCCGUUAGUGCACUAUCCCAGGAUCUUCUACCCGAACUUCCCACUCCCUCGGUGACAUCCAUCGGAAUCAGCGUUGCGCUGAUGAACUUGAGCAGCACGUGGUUCGGAAGUAUGCCUGUCUGCCAUGGUGCUGGGGGAUUGGCCGCCCAAUAUCGCUUCGGGGCUCGGAGCGGCUCCAGCAUCAUGGUACUGGGAGCUUUUAAGCUGGUACUGGGGCUUAUGUUUGGCGAAACUCUCGUAGAUCUCUUGAAGCACUACCCCAAGAGUCUUCUUGGCAUCAUGGUGAUAGCAGCUGGUCUCGAGCUCGCUAAAGUGGGCAACAGUCUCAACCAAGGAGCCUCCGACUUAUGGAAUACGGCUGCAGGUCAGGGUCCUCGUCGACAACGUGAUCUUUCAGAUGAUGAACGUCUGGAGAGAUGGACUGUCAUGCUCAUGACCACUGCUGGAAUCCUCGCUUUCAGGAACGAUGCUGUGGGGUUCUUUGCUGGCAUGCUCUGCCAUGGAGCGUACCGUCUUUCGGAACGACUGACAAAGCGAUACUCGCAUCGCGCAUUUUCGACCGAGAAUGAGGCCCUGCUUCACUGAUUUUUUGGCUCUUUCGUUUUGUACUACAAAGACCUUAUGAAUACGUAUUUCGCAUGGCGUUUUGUUGCUUCUCGGACUGUAGGGCAUCGGCAUCGGCUUCGGGUGAUCGUCUUUGCUUUCCUCAGUAUGAGAACAUUAAAGGAUAGUCUACAUCGUAGAAACUAUAUGUUAGUAUCCAGUGUUGAAAAUGCCCUUGGAGUUUGUGAUGUGAUAUUCGAUCUGGU
Fusarium verticillioides 7600 is the source of this 2110-nucleotide messenger RNA. RefSeq lists its product as hypothetical. The coding region runs from base 843 to 1886 and encodes 347 amino acids. Gene Ontology annotation, molecular function: molybdate ion transmembrane transporter activity. The record is from RefSeq and is a predicted model, not a curated record. NCBI's taxonomy places the organism in Eukaryota, Fungi, Ascomycota, Sordariomycetes, Hypocreales, Nectriaceae. The transcript is spliced from 2 exons. Gene Ontology annotation, biological process: molybdate ion transport.